This is a messenger RNA of Myxocyprinus asiaticus (Chinese sucker), 2351 nucleotides long. Its product is annotated as UBX domain-containing protein 4-like. Gene Ontology annotation, molecular function: protein binding. The record is from RefSeq and is a predicted model, not a curated record. The transcript has 13 exons. NCBI's taxonomy places the organism in Eukaryota, Metazoa, Chordata, Actinopteri, Cypriniformes, Catostomidae. Bases 110 to 1651 code for a protein of 513 amino acids.
ACGGCAGGUUCCGGUGAGCUGUGCGUCUCGAAUCUUACCGAACCGAAACACACAAACACAGAGUGAGCAGCAGAACCGGAGCCGGAGACAGCAGCAGCAGCGGUGAAUCAUGCGCUGGUUUGAGGGUUCAAUUCCCGCGGCCAUCGCGUCCGCUAAACACCUCAAAUGUGUGUUUGUGGUGGUGAUUACAGGUGAUGAUGAUCAGUCCAGACAGAUGAUGUCCAGUUGGGAGUCUGAUAGUGUGUCUGAUGCAGCGCAGAACUGUUGUGUUGCGAUUCGAGUGGACGCACAGAGUGAAACGUGUGUCCAGUUUUCACAGAUCUAUCCGGUGUUGUGCAUUCCGUCCAGUUUCUUCAUCGGAGAGAACGGUAUUCCACUGGAAGUCAUCGCAGGUAACGUCACGGCUGAGGAACUAACAAGCAGAAUCAACAAAGUCAGACAGAUGCACACACAGCAGAUUGAAGGUGCGGUGACGAACACAGAGACGCUCGCUCAAACCCCCCCACCACCCGCGAUGACCUCUGACCCGCAGGACACUCGGAGCACGCCUGCUAACAGCAGCUCCACAACAUCUAAAGAAUCCCUCUCAGUGCCAAUGGAGGAGGAUGGAGCGUCUGGUCAUGUGACUGCAGGUGUGAAUGAUGAAAGUGUCUCUUCAGGUGACACGCCACAGCCAGAGGAGCCUUUAGAUGUCAAAGUGGAGAGGUUAACAAAGAAAGUGGAGGAGAGCCGUGAGCAGAAGAGAAAAGCAGAAGAGAAGAAUGGGUUGAAGAAGGAGCUGGAGAGACGUCAAAUGGGGAAAGAGAUGCUGGACUACAAGAGGAAACAAGAGGAGGAGAAAACCAAACGCCUGCUGGACGAGAGAAGCCGUGAGAAAGCUGAAGAGAAAGCGGCCAGAGAACGAGUUAAACAACAGAUCGCUCUGGACCGCGCUGACAGAGCAGCCCGUUACGCUCAGACUCAACAGGAAGUAGAAGCGGCACGGUUAGCCACAUUACAGGCUCGAGCAGCUGAACAGGAAGCCAAGAGAGAGAGCGCACAGAGAGCGAGAAGUGCUGUUGCCAGGAUACAGUUUCGUCUGCCUGACGGCUCGUCCUUCACUAAUCAGUUUCCAUCAGAGACGCUCCUGCAGGAGGCCAGACAGUUUGCUGCUCAGGAAGUUGGAAACAGAUACGGUCAUUUCUCUUUGGCCACUAUGUUUCCCAGGAGAGAGUUCAGCACUGAAGAUCUGGAGAAAACUCUUCUGGAGCUGGAGCUCGCACCCAGUGCCUCCAUCGUACUGCUGCCGCAGCAGUCCAGUCGUCCCUCCAACAGUGUGGUGCACUCGUCCUCCAGCGGGGGAUUGUGGGCUGUUUUGGGCUCUUUACAGUACCCGCUGUUGGCCGUCUGGAGGUUCAUCAGCAGCUUUAUCUUCAGCACUCCUCCACCGCCUCCUCGUGCAUCUGCAGACGCUCGCAGUCACAACCAGCAUGUAACUCACACAUACAACGCCACUGCAGAACCACAGAGAGAUGCGGUUCGUAAGAGGGUGCUUGAGAAAAAAAGACCUGAGGACUUCAAAAAAGAUGGUAAAAUAUACCGACUGCGUAGUCAAGAAGACAGUGAAGACGACAACAACACCUGGAACGGCAACUCUACACAACAGAUGUAGUGAAAUAACACACAUACUGUAUCUCUCUUUGAAACGGUUUGAUUUAGAGUGUCUGUUAGUCUUAACGGUGGGUUAUGAUCAUUUACAUUUUCAUCCCCUUCUUUACCCCUCUCACCCUGCAUGGGUAAAUAAAAUCAGGCUAGCUGAAUUCGUUGCACUGUGCGUGCACACGACUCCAAUGAGGACGCGAGCUUGAGAAACACUUUAUGUUGAGACAUUAGCUACAGCGUGCAUCUGAUAUUAUUGCAAGGACCAUUGCUGUUUAUUUAAUACAAUAAUCAAUGCUGUGAAGUUGAAAACAUCAGAGGUUUUUGGUGUUCAUAUACCGGUUCAGACCGCACAACAUCAUAAGCAGCCUCAGCAAUAGAAAGACUUUAUACUAGCCAAACGCAGAUGUUACUUUACCAUUUAACAAUAGAAUAAAAGAUGUUUUUCAAUCAAAACCGUUCAAGUGAUUUUUCUUGAUAUAUUUUAUUGUUGGUUUUAUUAAUAAUAGUCUAGAACUGCCUUCUGAAAUUGAUCAUGCUUUUAUUAAUGUUUAAAUGUAGAAUACAUCAAAAUACAUUACAUUUGUUUAUUACUUGAAACAGUUAUUUCUGAAAAAUUACUUCUAACUACAAGUAAUUAUUGUGCUCAAUUCCAUGUAUAAUACUGGUUUUGUAAUAAUUAUAGUACUAUUAAAGGAUGAUUUCAAAUCAAA